AUGUCAGGUCUUGAAGCCCUCGGCGUGGCAGGCAACAUUUUCCAAGUCAUCAGCCUCGGUCGAGACACAGCCAGCCUAAUUAAACAAGUCUACCGAGAUGCUACCGUCGACGAUGCCCUCGAGGUGAACGCAAAGGAACUCGCUCAACUUGCAGCGCAUAUUCAGGCUCUGGAAGUUCCACAGCUCCCGACCAAGCAAGAAGACCAAUUGCUGGAAAUCGCGAAAAAUAUUUCAGCAUCUGGACGGAAGGACUCUGGGACAGAUUGGACUGCCAAGGAACUCUAA
Molecule: messenger RNA, 285 nt
Organism: Colletotrichum costaricense
Lineage: Eukaryota; Fungi; Ascomycota; Sordariomycetes; Glomerellales; Glomerellaceae
Exons: 2
Coding region: 1-285 (94 amino acids)
Source: RefSeq, a predicted model, not a curated record